AACUAACAACAGACGCUACAGACUACAUUGUCGACAUUGUUAUAUAUUUCUCUUUUUGUUGUUGUGUUGUGUAAACCUUUUGGUUUGGAAGAACAGACGGAACUGGUUUUACAGCCAGACUAGAAAAUGAAAGUCAAACGGAAGAGCAACAUCGCUUCGCAAUUAUUCUUGCGAGAACUUGGUGUGAAUUUACCAAGAGAUUUAAAAGAAUGGAAGAAAACUGAGAGAGUGUGCUCUCUGCAAUUGAGUAACCAUAAGACUUUCGAAAGUGUCCACAGUGGUGGUGUGAACUCACUAUCAUUGUCGCCAGAUCGAUACGGUCAUCGUUAUUUGCUAUCAGCAUCAUCCCGUAGCUCCAUAGCGAUACACGACCUUACUCGUCAACAUGGCAGAACAUGUAAAGUUAUAGGAAAAAUCACCAAGGCGCUACCAGCAAUGCACCAACUAAGUGUGGAGACAGUCAGCUGGUAUCCCUACGACUCAGGGUUGUUCAUAUCCAGUGCUGUUGAUGGAUGUGUUAAAAUUUGGGACACGAACCUGCUACGGUUAGCUGAAAGCUUCACCCUUCAAGAUAAGGUCUACAAGCAUCAAAUGUCACCACUUGUAACAUCACAUGCCCUGAUAGCUGCAGGUUGUGCUGACUCUCGUGUCCAUCUGAUUAAUUUGAAAUCAGGUUCGGCAACCCAUAUUUUGAAAGGUCAUGAUGAGCCGGUCAUCACUGUUGCUUGGUCCACCAGAGAGCCAUAUUUGUUAGCUAGUGGCGGAAAUGAUAAUCGGGUAUUGCUUUGGGACAUUCGCCAUGCAUCAGGUCCAAUGCUUGCCUUGGAUCAGCAUGGUGGCAAGCAGUCAUCUGGUCUUUCUAGACACAAGACAGCACAUAAUGGUCAUGUAAAUUCAAUGUGUUUUACUCCUAAUGGUUUGCACUUGGUUACGUAUGGCACUGAUGAUCGUGUAAGACUUUGGGAUGUGGCCACUGGUCGAAAUUGCUUUGUGAACUAUGGACGUAUAGCGAACCACUGCAAUAAAAGUGUUCAAAUAGCGAUAAGUGACACAUCUAAAGAACUGGCAUUUCUGCCAACAUUGACAAAGAUCAUAGCUGUUGACAUUCACACAGGAAAACAUGUUAUGAAGCACAAAGGAGCAUACAACGUUAUCAAUUGUUGUAUUUAUGAAGAAAACAAUCAAGAGUUAUAUACUGGCUCAAAUGAUACUUUUCUUUUGGCAUGGCAACCUCAUAAGAAAGUCACAAGAAAUGAUACGCUCAAGGUCCAUAGGAUUGAUAGGAAAAGGAGGAGGCCAAUUAGUCCUAGUAAUUAUGAGGACCUUUGGAGUAGUGACGAAGAUUAUGACUUAUAGACUACCAGUGAUAAACAACAAAAUGAUUACCACAAUUUUUUUUAAUGGAAACAGGAUAAGCGGGAAUCAAGUGUUCAUCAUUCAAUCGAGUAAAGAAUGAUAAAAAAUGUUUUAAAGAUGCAAUAUAUGCAGCCUAAUAACUAAUGUGUAUAAUAGAUAUUUAUUAAUAACAAACAGUUGUUUAUUUAUAUGGUACAAUUGCAGUUGCUUUCAAAGUACAAUGAUAUUAAUACAACUUUUCUGACAUGAUGCUUUCACCAUAA
This is a messenger RNA of Xenia sp. Carnegie-2017, 1619 nucleotides long. RefSeq names its product DNA excision repair protein ERCC-8-like. The transcript has 2 exons. The record is from RefSeq and is a predicted model, not a curated record. Lineage: Eukaryota; Metazoa; Cnidaria; Anthozoa; Malacalcyonacea; Xeniidae. Gene Ontology annotation, molecular function: protein binding. Gene Ontology annotation, cellular component: Cul4A-RING E3 ubiquitin ligase complex; nucleotide-excision repair complex. Gene Ontology annotation, biological process: proteasome-mediated ubiquitin-dependent protein catabolic process; transcription-coupled nucleotide-excision repair; protein polyubiquitination. The coding region runs from base 127 to 1356 and encodes 409 amino acids.